Molecule: messenger RNA, 1034 nt
Organism: Dichomitus squalens LYAD-421 SS1
Lineage: Eukaryota; Fungi; Basidiomycota; Agaricomycetes; Polyporales; Polyporaceae
Exons: 2
Coding region: 1-972 (323 amino acids)
Source: RefSeq, a predicted model, not a curated record
AUGUCGGCAUCUCGCUGUGCGUCCGCCUCGUCCUCCUACGACUCCUUCCUAGCUCCAGGGAACGAUGAAGCGAGCUACGCACCUCUCCUUGUCUCGCCAAGCAACAUCUCUACUAUCUCGGAGGAUCUGAACCCGUUCGCCUCUCAGUCGUCUGACAUUGCCGUUCUCCUGUCUCCCGGGGCCGCUGACUGUCCAGACGACCCCAUCCCUCGCUUCGGUGCAACCUCCACCCCACCACCUCCGCUUCCAGCCGAGAAGGACGUCGAGGGCGAGCUCCGCAACGUUGUCGACGACCUUCUCCGCAAGAAGCGCGCCGCUCGCGACACCCUCGCAGAGGAGAACACCUCGCUCCGCGCCCAAGUCUCCCUGCUGCAGGAUGCGCUCGUCCAGGCGUCCGCGCAGCCCGGAUCCAUGCUCACCGACUUGUUUGCCGCACUGGAACGCGAGCGCACGCUUCGCGUGAACGCGGAGGACUCGCGCAUAGCGACCGGGAAGUACCUCGCGGAGCAGGUCGAGCGCAUCUCGCUUCAGAAGGCGCUGCUCGAGAAGACCGUCACGUCAUUCACGCACGGGCGCGACUUUUGGCGGGCGAAGGCGAUCGCGGCGCUCGAGCGGUGCGAGGCACUGGAGGAGGAGAACGUGCAGGUCAAGACGCAGCUUAACGCGAUAGUGAAGAAGCAAGACAGUAUCGUCGAGAGCCAGAUCAGCGAAGUCUUGCGCGAGGUCGCGGAGGAGCGGGACCGCCUCAAGCAGCUCGAGGACGUGCUCCCUUUCGCGGAGAGAACUAACGUGCAGGUUAAGACGAACGAUAAGCCGAAUCCGAUAAAAACAAGUGGCUCGAAGCUGGACUUGACCAAAUUGAUUGGGGAGGGCAAGCUCUUCGGUGGCAAGACCGCAAAGGGACUCGUGUCCUACAAGAUCACUCUGGACGCUCGUCGGGGUCCGCAGCAGUCCAAGAAAGAGCGGCCGUAGUGCGUUCAAUAGCCUAAUAUGAUAGCUAUAUUUGUGUUACAAGCCGUCAAUAUGCGUAUUGC